UUUUUUCUAAUGUCAACCAUAACAGCAGCUUAUCGGCGCAUUUGCUACUUCACCAACUGGGCCCAAUACAGACCUGGACAAGGCAGUUUCAAACCAAGUAAUAUUGACCCAUCAUUCUGCUCCCACAUCCACUAUGCUUUUGCAAAAUUGACUGGUAAUUCAUUGGCUCCAACGGAGACCAGUGAUCUUUCUAUAAAUGGUGGAGAAGGAAUGUACCAACAAGUGAUUAAUUUCAAGAAAACUAACCCUGGUUUAAAGGUUAUUCUAACUGUAGGUGGAUAUAAUGUGGGUACUUCGCCUUUUUCUGCCAUAGCUUCUGCACCAGGAAACAGAAAGGCUUUUAUUUCACAGGCGAUCACUUAUCUCAGAAAACAUAAAUUCGAUGGAUUGGAUAUUGACUGGGAAUAUCCACAGUCAAAUGACAAAGCUAAUUUUGCUGAGUGGGUAAAGGAAUUACGAGCAGCAUUUGACAAAGAAGCAACAGAAACAGGGCAGACACCACUCAUUCUGACAUGUGCAGUAGCUGCUGGAAAAUCAAAAAUUGAUGCUGGAUAUGAUGUCCCAACUCUUGCUAAGUAAGCUUACUUAUCUAUC
Molecule: messenger RNA, 594 nt
Organism: Octopus sinensis (East Asian common octopus)
Lineage: Eukaryota; Metazoa; Mollusca; Cephalopoda; Octopoda; Octopodidae
Product: acidic mammalian chitinase-like
Exons: 3
Coding region: 10-579 (189 amino acids)
Biological process (GO): carbohydrate metabolic process; chitin catabolic process
Cellular component (GO): extracellular region
Molecular function (GO): chitin binding; chitinase activity
Source: RefSeq, a predicted model, not a curated record